AUGUCUGAGACAUCUGAUUUGAAAGCUCGAUUAGUAGAGCUACGGGACCAACUUAAAUCGGUAGUCGACACUUACAGCACAUUAUGUAUCUAUUUACGUGAAGUUGAAUCUCUCUCCGACUAUGUAGCCUCGGAUUAUUACGAGCUACAAAGCCCUUCAGAAGAAAUGAUCCAACGCCUGAAUGAAUGGCGUUCUUUAGAGCGGCGUAUAUUGAAUGCAAUGAAUUAUCACAGUCAACGCAACUUCACAUCCUACAAAAAUGCAGAGAAAACAUUCAUUAAGAAGCUACAUAAAUCCAGUGAGGGUAUCGUACCAAAGCGGGAUUGCGGCAUCCAUUUAAAGGUUCAUCGCUUCAAAGAGGGGGUCAUCGCCAUGAAGUAUGCCACUGAGGCACGCCGCAGAGUAACGAAUAUCGCUGAUUUCAUGGUACAGGUCAAACAAAUAUCAGGCCAUGAACCAGAUGAUUAUUGCGAUAAUUUAAUAAUACUACAAGCAUUAACGGAGUGGACCAAGGAAGUUGUUAAGGACGCUGUCCGUUGCACGGCAAGUUCCGCGGAAAAGUUCAGGGACGAAGAAUCUAAUGGUCAAAUAGUUUAUUCAAACGAGGUGAUAUGUAAGAUCAUAGGGUUUUGUGCCGAAAACACAAAGGUCGACAGUACAUCGGAAUCCCGCAUAGCUGAGCUAAUAGAAAAAAUGUUAAUUCACUAUAAUUCAUCCAAAUCAAGGUCGUCAGACUCCUCUACAGCCAUGAAGGAGUAUACAAAUACAUCGCAAAUUACAUACUAUCUUUUCAAUCUACUCCGGGAUUUGGCUACGGGCAAAGUUGUAGCGAAUGAACGACUUGAGCGAUUUCUUAAUGUUUGUCAACAGCUCAACCUACAAGUGUAUGUAUCACCUCCAAUUCAUGUAUAUCGACAUCAGGAGUAUUUUUGCAACGUAACAAAAUCAUGUGAAUUCGUCGAGCUAGUGCACUCAACACAGCAGAAGCUACUGAGAACGGUAUCUGCAACUUUCGCCACCGAACUAUUACGUCACAUAUUGAAAGUAAUUCAAUGUCCGGAUUGGAAAACUAUAGAGAUACGAGGGAUACUUACAGCUGUUCGCGCCGCCAAAUAUCUGUCAGACCCAAGCAAGAAGAAGCUAUUGGGGAUUUGGGACAAACCGCCAUUCAUUAAGUGA
Babesia sp. Xinjiang is the source of this 1179-nucleotide messenger RNA. RefSeq lists its product as uncharacterized. The transcript has a single exon. NCBI's taxonomy places the organism in Eukaryota, Apicomplexa, Aconoidasida, Piroplasmida, Babesiidae. The record is from RefSeq and is a predicted model, not a curated record. Bases 1 to 1179 code for a protein of 392 amino acids.